CCCUUGUUCCGAUUUGAUGCUCGAUGGGCAGAGAAUCCGGAGGUUAGGGCGAUGGUCAACUAUGUCUGGCAAGAGGAUAUUCGUGGAUCUCCGAUGUUCCAGCUGUGGGAUCGCCUGAAAAAGCUCCGUCAUCUUCUGUAUGAUUGGAGUAGGGCAGGUACUACGAAUUCCCUGCGUAAUAUUCAUACGCUCCAGGCUGAAAUUGAGAGGAUAAAGCAGAUUCAUCCUAUUGAUUGGGAUGCGAUUCGCCCGUUGGAGUUGGAACUUACUCGGCAAUGGGAGGCAGAGGAAAUAUAUUGGCAACAAAAAUCUAGAGUUCAUUGGCUUAAAAAGGGUGAUAAGAACACUUCUUAUUUCCAUACGGUCACUAGAGCUCGGCGAAAGAGAAACUUUGUGGAAGGUCUUCGCAAUGAGAAUGGAGACUGGGUCACGGAGGAGAGUGGUAAAGCAGACAUAGCUUGUGGUUUUUACAAGAACCUUUUUACCUCGGAGACCCAGGUUGAGAAUAUGUGGGAUAGAGUGGCAGACUUGCCCAUUGCCCAGGCUAUUACGCCCGAUAUGAAUGAUAAUCUCACGGCGGAGGUCCUUCCUGCAGAGGUGCGCAAAGUGGUGUUCUCCAUGAGAUCAAAGCAAGCCCCAGGCUCUGAUGGGUUCACUGGCAAGUUCUUCAAAGCCUUCUGGGAUAUUGUGGGGACUUCGGUGAUUGAAGCAGUUUGCUCGUUCUUUCGGACGAGUAAGAUGCUUCGCAGCUUCAAUCACACCUGGUUGACCCUGAUUCCCAAAGUAGAUAAUGUGGAGACCAUGAAACAUCUGCGCCCGAUAAGCCUCUGCCAGUUUGUGUAUAAGAUCAUAACCAAGAUUAUGGCUGAGCGGUUGGCUAGCCUCCUCCCGCAGGUUAUCUCCCGGGGCCAGAAUGCGUUUAUCAGGGAACGUCAAAUUGUCGAGAACAUCCUCCUCGGGCACGAACUAAUGCACUACCUGAAAACCAAAACGAAAGGCAAGAAAGGGUACAUGGCUCUGAAGGUUGACAUGGAAAAAGCCUAUGAUAGAGUCGAAUGGCCGUUUCUCCUGGCGGUUUUGGAGAAGAUGGGGUUUAGUUCUAUUUGGCGAGGAUGGGUUCUGGAGUGCCUCAGGUCCACUUCAUUCUCAGUCAUGAUGAAUGGCACGCCUGCGGGCUAUUUCACCCCUUCUAGGGGCCUGCGUCAGGGUGAUCCCCUAUCUCCUCUUCUGUUUGUGCUCUGCACAGAGGGUUUCGCGGCACUUCUAAAUAAGGCUAUUUCGGAGGGUAAGCUGCAAGGGGUGAAGGUGGCUCCUCGGGCUCCACGAAUCACCCACCUGUUCUUUGCUGAUGAUUCUUAUUUAUUCCUCCGAGGUUCUCUCCAGGAAUGUGAGAAUCUGAUUGAGGUGCUGAAUGAAUAUGAGGAACUGAGUGGCCAAAGGGUUAACUUAGACAAAUCCGCGGUCUGUUUUAGCAAGAACAUUGUGAUGGCUGAUCAGGAGUUCUUGGCCCAGAUUUUGGGGGUAGGGGCUGUUGGUGUCCAUGAUAAGUAUCUGGGGCUACCCACGUUGAUUGCUAGGUCUAAAAUGGCGACUUUUCGAUACCUAGAAGAAAAGCUCCUGGAGCGUUUACAAGGGUGGAAGCAAAGGACAUUGUCAUGGGCGGCUAAGGAGGUUUUGAUUAAAUCCGUUGCCUUGGCUCUCCCGCUCCAUGUCAUGUCCUGUUUCAAACUUCCUGUCUCCCUAUGUAGACUGUUGGACAAGCAUGUAGCGAGGUUUUGGUGGAAUGUGGUGGAGGGUCAGCCUAGAAUUCGGUGGUUAUCAUGGAGGAAUAUGUGCCGUAGUAAACAUGAUGGGGGCAUGGGUUUCCGGCGUUUUGAGCUCUUUAACCAAGCCCUGCUAGCCAAGAUUGGAUGGCAGAUCAUUACGGACCCCCUAUCCCUCUUAGCUCAAGUUUAUAAGGGCAAAUAUUUCCCCUCUGGGUCUUUCUUGACGGCUACGGCCCGUUCCAGGCCCUCUUGGGGCUGGCAGAGUAUUUUGUACGGCAGACAAUUGCUCGAACAAGGGCUUCGGUGGCAAAUUGGGAAUGGCCAAACUGCUUCUUUACUUUUGUCCAAUUGGGUCCCGUCCCUUCACCCGGACCCCCCGCGGUUUAAUCCAGUGGUGAUUCCGGCUGAGGGGGACCUCCGGGUAGAAACAGUUCUCUGUCCGGGGGAAGGGAGGUGGAAUGAGGAGAAGCUGAGGCAGUGGUUUGAUCCCCCUACUUGUCGAGCCAUUAUGCGCAUUCCGCUUCCGCGGCAAUGCGUGGAGGAUCGACUGGUAUGGAAUGACACUGCGGAUGGGAUUUUUACGGUAAAAUCUGCGUACCACCUUGCGGUCAGAGUGGAUCAGCAGAGGAAUCAAUGUAGAGCUACGGUUAGUUGGAUAGAUAAGCCCAGCUGGAUCCGGUUAUGGGAGGCUAACAUACCCCCAAAGCUUAAAGUGUUCGUCUGGCAAAUUUUUAAUCGGACUCUCCCCACUACUGAGGCACUUCGGAGUAAAGAUGUGAUGGUUCACCCUCGAUGUCCGGUCUGUUGGGAUGCAGAGGAAACCAUGGAACAUUUAUUUCUGGACUGCCCAGUGGCUAGGGCACUUUGGGAUUACUCUGGGCUAGAACACCUGGGUCAGGGAUUGCCCCGCCAUACGUUCCCACUCUUUCUUAAACGCUUGUUGGCCCUCAUUCCACAUUCGGAAAUGAUUAUGACGGUGGUGGCGGUUCUCUGGAGGAUUUGGCGCUCUCGAAACUGGGUUGUGUUUGAAGGGAAGCAAUUUGGGUUCCCAGCCUUGAUGCGGCAGUUAAACCAGCAGGUUGAUGAGUGGCUGCGGGUGCCAAUUGAGCGGGGGAAUCCUGUGUUUGCUCCUGAGCCCCUCACAACUAAUGCGGGGGCUGAUGGCCGGGUUAUUUGUAUGUGGGAUGGAGCGACGAGACAGGGAUCGCACUCUGCUGGAGGUGUGGUACUGAUGACCCCUUCUAGGGCUAUGUUGGUAGCCAGAGGUUUCCACUUCCCGUGCAUUGAUGAUCCGUUGGUGGUGGAACUGUUGGCCCUGCGAGAGGCUAUAGGGUGGUGUCUGGUGAAUGGGGUCUCGGAAGUUUGCUUUGAAGGGGACGCCAAAGUGGUCAUAGACAAGAUCAAUCGGGCGGAGACUGGUGAUGGUAGGAUGGGUGCGGUUCAAGUAGAAGUUGUUAACUGUUUUGCUUUGCACCCGGGGUUUAGUGUUCGAUUUGUAGGUCGGUCUCGCAAUAGGGUAGCCCACUUGGUGGCUAGGAAGGCCCUUUCAUUGUCUCCGACUGCAAAUUGUUUGUUUGAUUUCCAGACCUGGCUGUGCUCCAGGAUGUAACUAUCUUGUGGUUGAUUCUAUAUAUAUGAAUAUCUUUUGUCAAAAAAAAAAAAAAAAACGUGGAAUGUCAUUUAAAAUCGUAUGAAGUUAAGUUCCUCUCUUUCCCGUAUCCGUAUGUGUGAAUUGAAUUGUGACGAGUUCGUUUGACUGCUAACUUCUAUUUUGCCAUUCUCUUUGGUUCUUUCUUGUAAGAGACAAAGUCAGAUAUAUACAAAUUCAGUUACCUCUAAUCCAACUAGCUCUGUGCCCGGCCCUUGGCCGGGUCGAUUUGCUCAAAUAUAAAGCAUUGUGUGGGUCAUGUAAGCAUUCUAUUGCAACUCUUUGAGUCAGAUACUCAGAUCAACCUACAUAUGAGGACUAAAGUACUUUUCACGGCUUGGAACUUGGAGCUUCCAUUGUUAGCUUGUGUUGUAGCUUGAGUUGUACCAUUGCAUUGUUGUCUGGAAUGCAAGUUAUAGUUUCUUUUUCACAGUCGUUAGCAAUGGUGAUGUAGCAAUCCUCACUCGAUGUAGAUCUGGUUGCGGAGCUUUUCAUGUUAUUGUAUCUUCAAUCUCUGUUUCAUUGUCCUGUGAAAAUAUGGCAUUUGUCAUUAAAGUUCUGAAACAUAUGUGGAUUCAUUGUAUGGUUGGUACCCAUGCUAGCUUAUAAACAAAGAAAUUAUCUCCUCAUGAGUGCGACAUCUAAUUGCAUAAUUUGCAUUUAAGUGGAUAAAUUUUACAAUGCUAUAUAGUAUUGGUGCUAUAGGUUUUUGCUUCUAUGGUACAACUUAAAAUUGUACAUUCACGUUAUGGUACAACUUCAUAUUGUACCUAUACUUUUUGUACAAAUUCUUUUAUAGUGCAACUUGAACUUGUACCUUUAUGUGAUGGUACAACUUCAAGUGGUAAAGUUGUACUAUAACAUAAUGAUACAAAUUGCCUUAUGGUACAACCUAAACUUAUAAAUUAAUAUUAUGGUACAACUUUAAGUUGUACAUUGAAGCACCAAUGCUAUAUAGUAUAGUAGAAGUGUUCAUUUAAGUGAUCAAAGACUAUAACCUGUAGAAAACAAAUAGUAAACACAAUGUGGGUAACGUGGUUGAAGGAAUUCAACAAAUAAACCCCAAAAGCAAUUAAUUUGGAUGACUCUAUAUAUCAAAGUACAUUGAUGAAUUUGAUCACAAAGCUUUCAAAACGUUCACAUGAUUUAACAAUGUAUCACAAUUAUACAUCAACCAUCAAGAAAAUCAUUUAUGGAACCAUCAAUUCGUACUGGUGCUUGCCUUGCUUGGGAGUUUGAUGAGGACAUUACAGUACUGCUUGAACUGCUGACUCCUAUCACUUUUCCACUCUUCCAACUCUUCGGGAUUCAUCGCCAUGGAUUUUUACUCUAACUUCGAAUCUGUUACAUUAGGGCAACUAUAGUUCAACAGUGUAUUGGUUUCAAAUCAGAACCAAAGAGACGAUAUAUGGGAAUUACUUGAGAUUGAAGUGACAAAUUACCUGAUAUAAACAUUUAGGCAGGGAAGAAGAACAUCUGUUUUGGGCGUAUGAAAGGCUUCUUCUAAGACACUGGUCUCGAACUCCAAACUUAAGUCACAAUUUAGAUUUACAGGCAGGAAACAUGGUUCCUUCGCCACAAAAUUGCAAAAAAGUAAAGAAGAAACAGGGAAGAGCAUAUUCAGAAAUCAACUGAAGAGGAAGAUUCGGAUAAAAAAUGAACUUAAUUUCUUCAUAAUCCGCCUCCCUUAAUAAUUUUCAAUCAAUCUGUUAAGGGAACAAUUAAUUCAAAAUCCAAAACUAUACCCACAUAUACCCAGACUAACUACCAUGGCAAAGCAAAGCAUAGCUUCCCACCCUCUCACGGCGAAACAAAAUGUCCCAAUCCUG
Linum trigynum is the source of this 5243-nucleotide messenger RNA. The record is from the annotation of a GenBank genome assembly. Lineage: Eukaryota; Viridiplantae; Streptophyta; Magnoliopsida; Malpighiales; Linaceae.